AUGCCCAUGAGUACCAUGUUAGUAGUCGAAAUUUUUGAUGUAUGGGGAAUAGAUUUCAUGGGUCCUUUCCCAUCAGCUGAAAAAUAUGAAUAUAUUUUGCUUGCUGUUGAUUAUGUGUUGAAGUGGGUGGAAGCUAUUCUUACUAGAACUAAUGAUCAUAAAAUCAUGAUGAAAUUUGUGCAGAAAAAUAUUUUUUUGAGAUUUGGAUGUCCUAGAGUGAUUAUUAGUGAUGGAGGAACACAUUUUACAAAUAAACAGUUCAGGGAACUAUUGAAAAAGAAUGGAGUACACCAUAGAGUAGCCAGUCCAUAUCAUCCCCAAACAAAUGGGCAAGCUGAAGUAGCAAAUAGGGAAAUUCAGAGAAUUUUGAGAAAAAUAGUUAGACCAGAUAGGAAAGAUUGGCUCACAAAAUUACAAGAUGCAUUAUGA
Messenger RNA from Spirodela intermedia, 429 nucleotides. Lineage: Eukaryota; Viridiplantae; Streptophyta; Magnoliopsida; Alismatales; Araceae. The record is from the annotation of a GenBank genome assembly.